GAUAUGUUAGAAAUGAAUUGGAUAACAGCUUGAUAGAAUUUAAGAAUCUUUUCACCGUAGUUGAAUAUAUUUAUAUUUUUGUUUGCAAAUUUUAAUUUAAACACUUGGGUUACUAUAUUAACCACUUUUGUUAUGUCUCUCGAUUUUAACGCAAUGCUGACGAGAAUCAAAAAGUCCUGAAAUUGAUGUGUUUAAAUGAAAAAACAAAGAAUUUAAAAGUUAAUCAGAAGGAAGAGAGAGAGAGAGAGAGAAAAACAAGAAGAAGAAGAAGAGAAAAGAAGAAGAAAACAUGGUUAUGAUUACCACAGCUAUUAAACUUGUAAUUGCGGAAGCUAUUUUUUUGUUUUUAUGUCUGGCAUGUUUCGCGACCUCCUUAGCUAGUAAUGUUUGGUGGUUAUCAAACACAGCGGACAAGAAAACAACGUUGGGGUUAUGGAAAACUUGUGUUGAAAUGCAUGACACCACAAACUGCAGUAAUAGGAAAAACAUCUUAUCUUUUAAAGACGAAAGAGGAGGUGAUCCCAUCAUUCUGUGUUUGCUAUUGUCCAUAUUCUUCACUCUUCUUACCGUCGAUAUUUCGUUUGGUAUGGUCUGUUGUUGCAAAAAAAGCCUGCAUUUAUGGCAAAGGUGUGUAAAAUGGAAUGCUGUACUUGGUAUAAUAGCAGUUAUUUCUUCCGUGGACGCCAUGCUGUAUUCAGAGCUUGAAUUUAAAAAACUUUUGCAAGAAGGAGAACGCGGUUGGUCGUAUAUGGUUGCUUUGGCGGGAACUGGUCUGCAAAUGAUAGGUUAUGUUCUCUUGUUCUGCCAACUAUGCAUCAAAACAUAUAUGCCUAUUGAUCGAAUGCAUGCAUGGUAGCAUUUCUCAACGUGUUGACAUCGUAACGAUCCAGAUAAAAAAACAAAAUUCCGGUUUUUAUUCACGCUUGGUAGUAAAUAAACGCCUACUGUCUUUUGACCCACGAGCUUGAGAAGUCGUCGAAUGGAAAUCAAAAACGAAAAGUGAUCUGACAAUUGUAUUUUGGACAGUUUUUACAUGACUUUUUUUUAGUAUAAGAUUUUUCAAAACAAAUAAUUGUGCUAUAUUAAAUAUAUAUUUUUCUAUUCUGUAUCUUAACUUACAUGUUUAUGCGUACCGUUAAAAUCAUGUAGUACUCUUCUAUAAAAAUAUAUAUAUAAACACA
Molecule: messenger RNA, 1181 nt
Organism: Hydractinia symbiolongicarpus
Lineage: Eukaryota; Metazoa; Cnidaria; Hydrozoa; Anthoathecata; Hydractiniidae
Exons: 4
Coding region: 290-856 (188 amino acids)
Cellular component (GO): membrane
Source: RefSeq, a predicted model, not a curated record